Molecule: messenger RNA, 1284 nt
Organism: Zasmidium cellare ATCC 36951
Lineage: Eukaryota; Fungi; Ascomycota; Dothideomycetes; Mycosphaerellales; Mycosphaerellaceae
Exons: 2
Coding region: 1-1284 (427 amino acids)
Molecular function (GO): oxidoreductase activity
Source: RefSeq, a predicted model, not a curated record
AUGCCCGUCUACAUCGCGACGCAAGCCCUCUUCGAUGGCAUCAACACUGUUCCAUACCUCUGGACCGUCCUCAAAACGCUGCCAUGGCUCGGUCUGCUGUGGCUCGUCAAGACGUACUUUCAAGGAGCGACCAAUCUGAGCGAGCGGAAUAUGCAUGGCAAGGUCGUGAUGGUGACAGGCGGCACAUCCGGCGUAGGCGAGGCCACCGUCCGCGCGCUCGCAGCUGGAGGCGCCCAAAUCGUCCUUCUAACCCAACACGCCCUCAGCGACCCCUUCAUCGUUGACUACAUCGAGGACAUCCGUCGAGACACCGAUAACCACCUCAUCACAGCUGAGCAAGUCGAUCUAUCCUCCCUCCACAGCAUCCGAACUUUCGCGACGAAAUGGAUCGACAAUGCCCCGCCGAGGAGGCUGGAUAUGAUUGUGCUGUGCGCGAAUACGCUGACGCCGGGCGGUAAGGAUAUUCAGAGUACGGCGGAGGGAGUGGAGGUGAACUGGCAGGUAAAUUAUCUGGCGAACUUCCACUUGCUGUCGAUUCUGUCGCCGGCGUUGAGAGCGCAGCCGCCGGAUCGGGAUGUGAGGGUUUUGAUUGGAGGGUGCAGUAGUUAUAUGGGCGGGGAUCUGCUACACAUCACACAGACGACGCCAUCGAAGAGCAAGGAGAAGAAGGAGAAGAAAGUGGACAAGACGCAUGAACCUACCAAGUUCUCGCCGGGCAAUGCAUAUGCGACGUCGAAGUUGGCGCUGACGAUGUUCGCACUGGCGUUUCAGAAGCAUUUGAGUGCGUAUAAGAGGCCGGAUAACAUGCCGAUGAAUACGAAGGUGUUGCUCGUGGAUCCUGGGUUGUGCAGGACGCCGGGGACGAGGCGGUGGUUGACGUCUGGGUCAUUGUUGGGCUUGCUGCUGUAUCUCAUCACGUACCCGCUGUGGUUGUUGAUCCUGAAAGCACCAGAGAUGGGCACGCAGAGUUUCCUGUACGCAUCCAUGGAAGAGAAGUUCACGCGGAGUGAGGGUGGGAUCUUGAUCAAGGAGUGCAAAGAGCGGGAGUUCAUGCGGAAGGAAGUGGAGGAUGAGGAGGCGCAGAGGAAGCUGUGGGAGUAUAGCGAGCAGAUGGUGCAGGAGGCGGAGAAGCGUGGGGCGCAGGAGAGGGCGAGUAAGAAGGAGGUGGAUGAGGAGAGGAGGGAGGAGGAGGAGGCUGUGGAGCAGAUAAGGGAGUAUAAGGAGAAGGUCGGGAAGAGGGAUGGGGUGAAGAAGGAGGGGAGUCGGAGGGGGAGGAAGGGUUGA